AUGGGGGAUAAGAAGAUUACUCCCGAAGUGCUGGAGCAACUACUACAGUUUUACAACCUCACCCGUCAGGAGUUCAUCGAGACGUACCAGAUCGAGCCGCUGGUUUACAUCCCGGAGUUACCCGCUGGCGCCAAAACUACGUUUGUUCUCGUGUACACGGUGAUUUUUCUGCUGGCUCUCGUCGGAAACAGUGUCGUUGUGUAUAUUGUGUUAAGAAAGCGAGGUAUUCAGACCGCCACGAAUAUCUUCAUCUGCUCUCUAGCCGUCAGCGACCUGCUCAUCUCUUUCUUCUGCAUCCCAUUCACUCUCCUGCAGAACAUUUCUUCUGAAUGGUUCGGUGGUGUGCUGGUGUGUAAAACUGUCCCAUUUGUUCAGACCACUGCUGUAGUGACCGGCAUCCUCACAAUGACCUGCAUCGCUGUGGAGAGAUACCAGGGCAUCGUACAUCCUCUGAAAAUCAAAAGACAAUGCACCCCGCAAAGAGCAUAUCGAAUGCUGGGGGUUGUCUGGAUCGCAGCCAUGAUGGUUGGAUCACCAAUGCUUUUUGUUCAACAAUUAGAGGUGAAAUAUGACUUUCUGUACGAUAACCAUCAUGUGUGCUGUCAGGAGCGCUGGAGGUCGAGCACCCACAGGAAACGAUACGCAACCUUCAUCUUAGUAUUCCUCUUCCUCCUGCCUCUCGCAGCCAUGCUCAUACUCUACACCAGAAUCGGGAUUGAGCUCUGGAUCCGCAAACAAGUUGGAGACUCUUCAGUCCUCAAUGCUAUGAACCAAAGGGAGGUCAGCAAAAUAGCCAGAAAGAAGCGAAGAGCAAUCAAGAUGAUGGUCACCAUUGUCGUGCUGUUUACUGUCUGCUGGGCUCCUUUUCAUACAGUUCACAUCCUGUUUGAGUACAGUUACCUGAACAAGAAGUACGAUGACGUCACAGUUAAUAUGAUUAUAGCUGUCGCACAGGCCAUAGGCUUUUCAAAUUCAUUCAACAAUCCUAUUAUCUAUGCUUUUAUGAAUGAAAACUUCCAGAAGAACUGCAUGUCCACGCUUUCUGUUUGCAUUAGGAGGUCCAGCCACCGUGUGGACGUAAAGGACAAAUCAAAAGUGCUUUUUUGUAAGUCUGCCAGGCAGGAUGAAGAGAUCUCCGUCAUGCCUAGAAUACAUAUAAUCGAUCAGGUGCAAUAUGCAAGAUCAAACAUGCGAACGUCUAUGUCAUUUCUAGAGGAGAGAAUUUCUGUGGAGAACAAUAGGAAUCAUGCAGGAUGUAUUAGAGACUGAUAGUUAUAUACAUGUAUGUAUAUAGUAAAUGUUUUUAAAUGAAGUCUCUUAUGAUCACCAGAGCUACGUUUAUUUGACUAAAAAUACAGUAAAAACAACAAGAAUAUUGAGAAAUAU
Danio aesculapii is the source of this 1386-nucleotide messenger RNA. RefSeq names its product pyroglutamylated RFamide peptide receptor a (gene qrfpra). The coding region runs from base 1 to 1269 and encodes 422 amino acids. NCBI's taxonomy places the organism in Eukaryota, Metazoa, Chordata, Actinopteri, Cypriniformes, Danionidae. Gene Ontology annotation, molecular function: neuropeptide Y receptor activity. Gene Ontology annotation, biological process: G protein-coupled receptor signaling pathway. The transcript has 6 exons. The record is from RefSeq and is a predicted model, not a curated record. Gene Ontology annotation, cellular component: membrane.